This is a messenger RNA of Daphnia magna, 1274 nucleotides long. RefSeq names its product zinc finger CCCH domain-containing protein 11A. The transcript has 5 exons. Gene Ontology annotation, molecular function: metal ion binding. The record is from RefSeq and is a predicted model, not a curated record. The coding region runs from base 134 to 1168 and encodes 344 amino acids. NCBI's taxonomy places the organism in Eukaryota, Metazoa, Arthropoda, Branchiopoda, Diplostraca, Daphniidae.
CCCGCCACAAACUCUGCUUGUCCCGAAUUCUGUUUAAUAACACCCUUUGCAUCGGUACAAUAAACAGGGAUAAAAAUAUUCGUAAAUUUGUACUUUGCUAAUCUCGUUUUUAUUCCUUUCUAUUGUUUAAAAAAUGAAAGGUUCGUCAAAAAAUGAUGACUGCUAUUUUUUCUAUUAUUCUUCGUGUACCAAGAGUGAUAGGUGCCCAUUUCGUCACGAAGCAGCAGCACUUGGGAAUGAGACAGUAUGCUCGUAUUGGCAGCAAGGAAUGUGCAGCAAACUUCAUUGCCCCUUUCGUCACAUGGAGUUGAAAAAAAACCGUUCACAAAUACCUUGCUAUUGGGAAUCACAGCCAGUUGGAUGUCAAAAAUCUCAUUGCCCUUUCUUUCAUAAAACACUAAAAGAGUUGGGGGAUACUUCACCAAACAAAGAUGAAACGUCAAUAAGGAGGGUAAAAAAUGAGCAAGAAGCAGAUUCUGAAAAUGGGUCAACAACCCCUCCACCUCUAGUUCAGUCCAUGGUUGUCAGCAUCAAUGAAGAAUCUGAUACAGAAAGCAUUCCUUCUCCCAGCAAGGCACAGAAAAACACAGAUGACGCCUUCAAAAUCAAAUCUCUGGAGGAACUUAAACUGGAACAGAUACAAAAACACGACGCUGCCAUGUAUCAGUACGAUCAGCCCGCUGAAGGAAAAACAAAGAAUACUGCCAAAGUCAGGGUGGACCUAAGGAAUCGUCUGCAAGUUAGUCAGCCACCCGAGCAGAAUCAGAAUUCUGAAUUUAAAGUGAAAACAUUGGAAGAAAUCCGAGCGGAAAAGCUAGCCAAGAACCAAGUUCCCAAAGAUGACCCAACCACUGUGGAAGAUGCCUUGACUGGUUCUUCAUUCAAUUCCAAACGACCAGCACCGCAAACCAAAAAACAAAUCCGGAUCAAGCGGCCAAAGAUCUCCGUGGAUCCACCUUCAGAUUUACAAGUGCCUAAUACGGUAAUUGAAAAUGCUGCGACAAACGCAACCGCGUCUAGCAAACCAGCUGUGGUGGCGUCCCAUCCCCAGUCCACUCAAGCUGAAGAUUACCUUGACGAUGAUGUUAGCGAUGGAGCGGAUAACACCACCGGUUUACUAAACGAGGACGAACUUCUUUUGGAGAUCGAUAAUAUAUUGGGAGACUAAUUGUGCGCUGUGUUUUUGUUUUUUCUUGUUUGUAAUUGCUCUGCAAAGUGAUACAUAAUGACACGACACCAUGGGAAGAAAAAUACAAAUGUGCGUUUUAACCCAG